Penaeus chinensis is the source of this 1107-nucleotide messenger RNA. Its product is annotated as vigilin-like. Gene Ontology annotation, cellular component: nucleus; cytoplasm. Gene Ontology annotation, molecular function: mRNA binding. The transcript is spliced from 2 exons. Bases 1 to 1107 code for a protein of 368 amino acids. Gene Ontology annotation, biological process: regulation of gene expression. The record is from RefSeq and is a predicted model, not a curated record. Lineage: Eukaryota; Metazoa; Arthropoda; Malacostraca; Decapoda; Penaeidae.
AUGGAGUGCUUCGUUCACGGCAACAAGGACCUGCGGAUGCCGAUCGAGAUCCCCGUGGACCUGCAGCCCCUGAUGAAGGCCAAGCAGGCCCCGGGCAUCUGGCUCGAGAUGCCGUCCAGGGAGGAGGAGCCUUCGGAGUCUUGCACGCUCGUCGGCAAGGCGAAGGACCGCACUCAGAUGCUCAAGACGCUCGAGGAAAUCCAGCAGCAGCUUCGCAACCAGGAGACGGCCUCCCCGGACAUCGCGCCCGAGCACUACGGCAAGGCCGUCGGCAAGAACGGCGACCGCCUCAAGUACAUCCAAAAGAAGUACAACGUACGCGUCACCGUUCCUAAGGACGAGUCAGCCAUUACUAUCUGGGGCCACUCCGAAAGUGUUCGCGAUGCCAUCAAGGAGCUGGAGGAGCUCGUGCAGCAGGACGUGCUCAAGCAGCGCGUGUUCCUCCCGGUCAACAUCCUUCCCGAAGACAUCGGCUUCGCCAUCGGAAAGGGCGGAAGCCACGCCACCAAGGUCAACGAGCUGUUCGGCCUGGUGGUCGAGGGGCCUUUGGACGAAGCCCAGAAGGCCGUGGUCCACAUCGAGCAGUAUGUUGCCGAGAGGCACCGCCUUAAUGAGGAGCGCGCCGAGGAGCAGCGUCGCCGAGAAGAGAUGAUGGGGACGUUCCCCGUCCACGUCGAGCCCAACCAGGUCGGCAAAAUCAUCGGCAAGGGCGGUUUCCGCAUCCGUUACAUCGCCUCGAAGUUCAACGUCAAUGUCCAGCUCCCUGAGCAGAAAGACGGCGCGAUCUUGGUCUCGGGCCUGAAGGAGAACGCCGAGCUUGCCGCCACCGCGUUCGAGGUCAUGGCCACACGCAAGUUGUUGCCCGACCACGUCCUGGUGCCGCUCCGGAUCAAGCGCGAGGACAACCUCAUCGUGCUCGGCCCCGAGGGCUGCAGGGCCCCCAGGAUCGAGCGGGAUUUCGGCAUCAAGCUUGUAAGACCCAGCAUGUACAAGCCCAUGAUGGUCGAGGGUGACGUCCAGGCCGUGACCGAUGCUGUGGCCUUCAUCGAACAGAUGGUCGCCGACCGGCUUCAGGCCCUGGAGGAGGAAAAAGCCCGUCGCUACUGA